Myxocyprinus asiaticus (Chinese sucker) is the source of this 4095-nucleotide messenger RNA. Its product is annotated as transcription factor Sp3-like. Gene Ontology annotation, molecular function: RNA polymerase II cis-regulatory region sequence-specific DNA binding; DNA-binding transcription factor activity, RNA polymerase II-specific. Gene Ontology annotation, biological process: regulation of transcription by RNA polymerase II. Bases 173 to 2332 code for a protein of 719 amino acids. NCBI's taxonomy places the organism in Eukaryota, Metazoa, Chordata, Actinopteri, Cypriniformes, Catostomidae. The transcript is spliced from 8 exons. The record is from RefSeq and is a predicted model, not a curated record.
GACGCGGUUGGCGAAGUGGAAGCCCCGCCGUCAAUCAAAUUAGGAAAAAAAUAAAUAAAAAAAACGGAUCUAUAGCGAGCGCCGACAGCGAUUAAAAUAAUCAUGCUUGGAUUGUAAUUAAACGCGGAAAUCAGGAUUAUUUUUGAAAGAACUCACGUAAUGACCGGUACGUAUGAGUUUGAAGAGCGUGAGAAGGGUCGCUUUGAAUCUUUGUGCUGGCUCUGUUUAUGCGCCUGAAGGGCCAGUGAAAGCGGGAGUCAUGGCGGACAGCAGCAGCGCUCAGGACGGCGGCGGUGCAGAGCAGGACGGCCAGCCCUCGCCGCUCGCCCUGCUCGCCGCCACUUGCACCGGCCUCGGUUCGCCCGCCCCCGGGGGAGAGAACGGGGCCACCUCUAAUAAUUCUGCCGGAGUGAACGCAGACCUCGCAGUGCAGUUAACAGGGUCAUCGGAAAGGUGGGAAGCGUUAAAGGAUGAUUCAGGUGUCUUACAUCUCCCCGGCACCGGUAUCGUCACAUCCAACGGACAGUAUGUUCUUCCUCUCCAGAGCCUCCAGGGUCUCCAGAACCAGUCCAUCUUACUGACGUCAGGGACCGAUGGGUCCACCGGUGCAGUGCCUAACAUUCAGUACCAAGUGAUCCCUCAGGUGCAGACGGCCGAUGGGCAGUUGGGUUUCUCUGCUUCAGCGGUUGAGGGGGGCUCAAUGGCGCAGGACGCCUCAGGGCAGAUCCAGAUCCUCCCAGACGGCACCCAGACCAUCAGCAUUACAGGAACAGCAUCAGCCGAUGUGCUCAGCAAUAGUCAGAACCUCAUGACCCAGCAGUUGUCUCUAGGAAGUUCUACCUUCAGCAGUCAGGGUCAGGUGGUCACUAACGUGCCUCUAGGUUUGCCUGGUAACAUUACCUUUGUGCCCAUAAACAGUGUCGAUCUGGACUCUCUAGGCCUCUCGGGGGCCCAGCCAAUUGCAACUGGCGUCACAGCGGACGGACAGCUGAUCAUGACCAAUCAGAGCGUGGAGAACUCAGAGGGCUCAGAGAAAGCAGGAGAACAGCAACAACAGACGUUCAACUCUAAUGCAACCGCAGACAUGUUUGUGCCUACUACAUCUUCAGCGUCCGCCUCAUCCUCACAGCAACCAGCCAGCACGAUAGACGGCACGGGCGUGCUCACACAGCCUACAGCAGGUGAGCAGGGGGACGGAUCGGCCUACCUCAGUCAGGGAGCGGUACAGUUGUCAGGAGGACAGCAGGUGAUCCAGUUACAGCAGUUGCCCUUGCAGACCAGUGAUAGUCAGAUGUCUGCUCUGGGCCAGCCGUCUUUGCAAAACGUCCAGUUCAUCAACCCAGGAACCUUCCUCAUCCAGGCCCAAACGGUCACACCAUCAGGACAGAUACAGUGGCAGACUUUCCAGGUCCAAGGAGUUCAGAACCUCCAGAAUCUUCAGCUCCAGACGGCUCCAUCUCAGCAGAUUACUCUUGCCCCGGUGCAGACACUCUCUCUGGGUCAGGGCAGUACACCGGUUAGCCUGACCUCAGGACAGAUGCCUAACCUGCAGUCAGUGACAGUGAAUUCCGUGGGUCAGGCGGGUGUUCAGUUCCAGCAGUCUGAGGACACAGACAGCACUGGAGAUAUUCAGAUUAAGGAGGAGCCUGAUUCGGAGGAGUGGCCUCUGGACAGUAGCUCUACGCUGAAUGCCAAUGACCUCUCUCACCUUCGUGUUCGUUUAGUGGAGGAGGAGAUGGAGGGCUUGAGCCAGGAGGGCAAACGUCUGCGCAGGGUCGCAUGCACCUGCCCCAACUGCAAAGAGGGAGGAGGGAGGGGAUCUAACAUGGGCAAGAAGAAGCAGCACAUAUGUCAUAUACCCGGCUGUGGUAAGGUGUAUGGAAAGACGUCUCACUUGCGAGCUCACCUGCGCUGGCACUCAGGGGAGAGACCCUUUGUCUGCAGCUGGAUGUUUUGUGGAAAGAGAUUCACACGCAGUGAUGAAUUACAGCGACACAGGAGAACACACACUGGAGAGAAGAAGUUUGUAUGCUCUGAGUGUUCGAAGAGAUUCAUGCGCAGCGAUCAUCUGGCCAAACACAUAAAGACCCACCAGAAUAAGAAGGGAGGGGGCGGAGCCGUGGUGACCAGUGUGGGUGGGGCCGUUUCCUCCAACAGCAUCAUCACGGCGGGGGGUACAACACUCAUCCUUACCAACAUCCAGCCAGGCGCCGUGCAGGGUCUGGCCACGGUAAACGCCACCGUCAACACCUCUAGCUCACAGGACCAGCUCACCACAGCUGAGAUUCCUCUGCAGUUAGUCUCUGUGUCCACCAAGGAUGCCGCAGAGUGACUACAUGACGGCUGCAGUGAGUGAGAGCACAUGUGAUGAGUCUUACGGGGAAAACCGCCGCUUUGGAAUGCGACCGAACAUUCAAUUGGACCGCCAAGGCUCCGCCUCUUCCGGUACAACAUCACAUCCUCUUCUCCCUCAACCUCAGACUUUAGUUUAACUAUGUCGAUUCCACGCUCACGCAUAUACCUUGCUUUUAUACCUUUACAUAUUUACCCUCCUUUACGUAAAUAUGUAUAUUUACGUGAAUGCAUAUUAUACACACACACAUAUAUAUAUAUAUAUAUAUAUAUAUAUAUAUAUAUAUAUAUUUUACAAAUAUAAAAUUAUGGGGGUUUUUGUUCAUCUAUUUACGAGGGAAGCAUUAUUUCUUGUUUUAACAUACAACACUGAAAUGCCUUAUAUUGUUUUAUAAGCUGUAGUGUACAAAGCUAGAGUUCAUUGUGGGUGUUUAAACAGCUGUUUCGGUGUGUAUUUGUUGGAAUGGGUUUAAUCGUGUUGUAUAAAGGAUGCAGCAGUGGUAAGAAACGGGUGGCUAAUGUUAGAAUGGUUCACCCAAAAAUGAAACGGCUGUAAUUAUUUGUUCACCUUCAUGUCAUUUAAAACCCAUUUGCUGUUUGUUUUUCUUUUCCGUGGAACAUAAAAGUAAAAAAGUAGAUGCAGCUCAGCAUCUGUCAUGCUCCAAAAGGUGCGCGCGCACACACAAAAACACCAUAAAAGUAAAAUUUUCAAAAAGUAUAAAUUCGGCCAUAUGACUCGUGCAAUAUUCCAAGUUUUCGGAAGCCAUAUGAUAGCUUUGUGCGAGGAUCAGACCGACAUUUAAGUUAUUCACUUUUUUGGUGGAUGAAAAUCAGUGGAAAACGACCAAAAGUCUGUUUGUCACUCAAAGCUGCCGUAUGGCUUCAGAAGGCUUGGAAUAUAGUGCAUGAGUGGUAUGGACUACUUUUAUUAUGUUUGUGCUUUAUUGGAGUCCUUUUCAGAGUUUGAUAGACAUCACUAUGAACUGUUGUUGUAUGGAAAGAGUUGUGAAAAGUUCUUCAAUUCUUUCAUGUUCCUCAGAAAAUAAAUAAAUAACAUGAGGUGCUUGUGAAUAAUGGCAAUUUAAAUUUUUGGGUGAACUAGUCCUUUAACUUCAAUAGGUCGUAAGUGAUAUUUGUGGUGUAAGUUCUCCAUAUAUGGAGGAAGAUGUAAAUCAAAAUGGUGUUCGAGUGAAGUCUGCCCUUCUGCUGUCGGGAGUUAUGAAGGUGUCCAAUUGUGUUUUUAAAUGUCUAAUUUCUUUGGCUCAUUUUGAAAAUGAAUUUCUGAUUUUAUUUUCAUGUAGUUUUAUUUUGUGUAGGUAAACCCAGGCCCGACAAAUGAGGAAUAUAAAAACAAUCAUGUAAUUAAAAAUAUUUUAUGUAUCGUAAUUCUCAAACCUCUUGCGGUCGAUCGUAUCGUAUUGAGCAAAAUGAUAUUUAUAUACAUUGUUGUCUGGAUUUGUGGGGACUUCAGCUACUUUUCUAUGGGGAAAAAAAUCCCUUUGGCUUCUUUUUUUUAAAGAGCUGGACUAUAAUCCGAGUCAGGAAUCAUUUGUAUGAAAUUAACUGGUUUGUAGUUUGCCAAAUCGAACUUAAUUCACACUCUUUGUUAUAGUAGACCGAUAAAAACAACUGGUUCGUAAUGUCUGUUUGUUUGGGGCAUUCAUUUGUAGAACUGUAUUUCAUGUUUCUGGACCAAAAGAGCCUCAGUUGUGUCAAAAUACUGGGGCAAGGAUCAAUAAAAUC